Molecule: messenger RNA, 2213 nt
Organism: Pipistrellus kuhlii (Kuhl's pipistrelle)
Lineage: Eukaryota; Metazoa; Chordata; Mammalia; Chiroptera; Vespertilionidae
Gene: PRIMA1
Product: proline rich membrane anchor 1
Exons: 5
Coding region: 569-1030 (153 amino acids)
Source: RefSeq, a predicted model, not a curated record
CACAAUCGCCGCGCUAGAUGGAGACGGAACCACUGCGGCGGCACUGGCGGGGAGCGCGGGCGGGAGCGGCCCGGGCGGCGGGAGGCGGGCGAGGCUCACGUCUGUUUUCCUUUUUCGUGCAUUAUUUAUCUCUCCUCCCGCGGCCCUGCGCCCGGGCGGCGCUCCCGGCGGCGGCUCCCGCGGCUCCUCCCGCGGGCGGGCGAGGCGGACCCGGAGAGCCCCGCACCCCGCGCCCCGCGCAGCCCGGCGGUGCCCCGGAGCGGAGGGCGGGGACCCGGGGAGGGCGCCCGGUCCCGGUCCGGGUCCGGGUCCCGGGGGCCUGGAGGACACUUUCCCCGCCCUCGCCUCCGCCCUGGCGGCCCGCUCGGCCCAGGACGCCGGGGGCCGCGCCUCCGGCCCUGCGCGCUGCCGGCCGCAGCGGGGAGCCGCCCGGAGCCCAGCGCGGGCCCCGGAGGCCCAGCCGCGCGCAAACUUUUGCUCCGGCGCCGGCGCUCCUCCCGGCACGCGAAGCCCCGGCGCCCGCGCAGCCGCCGGUUCGCCCCAGAGAGAGCGGGUGCCGCGGGCCGAGAUGCUGCUCCGGGACCUGGCGCUGCGCCGCGGCGGCUGCUGGCCCUCCCUGCUGCUGCACUGCGCGCUCCACCCGCUCUGGGGCCUCGUGCAGGUGACACAGGGCGAGCCCCAGAGGUCCUGCUCCAAGGUGACGGACAGCUGCCAACACAUCUGCCAGUGCCGGCCCCCGCCCCUGCUGCCCCCGCCACCCCCGCCCCCACCGCCUCCCAGGCUCCUCUCCGCCCCAGCUCCCAGCUCCACCGCUUGCCCGGCCGAGGAGAGCUGGUGGUCCGGGCUGGUGAUCGUCAUCGCCGUGGGCUGUGCCUCCCUGCUGUUCCUCACUGUGCUGGUGGUCAUUUGUUACAAAGCCUUCAAGCGGAAACCCCUGAGGAAGGAGGAGAACGGCACCAGCGUGGCAGAGUACCCCAUGACGCCCUCGCAGAGCAGCAAGGCCGUGGACGCGAACAACGCCGUGGUGUGAGUGGCCGGACCCGCGGGCCCGAGGGCGCCUCGCCUCGGUGGCCCUGGUGGACGUGAGCCGACCCCGCGCGUGUCCGGGACCGACUGCAUUGCCUUGCCCGCCUCGAGCCUCUCAGAGGGGAAAGCAUCCUCUUCCAGCCAUGCCCCUGGGCCCCCCAGGCUCCCCGCACCCUCCUCUUGUGUUCCAGCCGCUGUCUCCCAGCUCCCGUUGAACGCACGCGCUCUGUCGAAGGCAGAGGGUCUGUCUGUCUGUCCGCUGCGUCGGGGGAGGCGUCCCCCUUUAGCCCAAAGAAAGGCAAUCCAGGGGCCAUGUCCCCGCCAGGAAACCCCGCCUCGCCCUCCCGGAAGCCCGCCCGCUGCUCCGGUGACUGUGCCCUUCCCCACAGAAGCCAUCGGCACAGCCGGGAGCCGUCCCCUCUCUAAGGUGCUUCCCACACACCUGUCUGCCGCCCCCCCUGCCGUCGUCUUCAGUCUGUAGGGCCUGCCUUCCCUCCGGUCUCCGCCCGCACCCUGGGCGCCGGGUCCUGCCUGACUGCCCGGUCCCUGCCACGGAGGGCGGCGCCCGGCCUGCAGAGUCCCCUCCCUGGGAACGGAUGCACCCCUGGGGGCCAGGCCCUGCCUCCCCAUGGCAGGGGCCGCCUCCGUGCCAAACCCACCGCAGGUGUCCGGGCUGGGCCGAGCGGCCUGGCUCCGGGUCUCCCCGAUGCUUCCUCCCUGCAGCCCCUACCGGCCGGGGACUCGGACCCUCUCCUGAGAGCCCGGGCCUCCCCGCACCCAGGAGAGGGCGUGCCUGCAGGGGCUCCCCUGAGUGUCCCUUUCCGAGGCCUCAGGCUCUGAAAGUGCCGCGCCCUCCGCAGCGGUCGGGGGCUGAAGGGGAGGAAAAAGGGUGACAGGUGAGGGACCCUGCAGGCCUGUUGCCCAGGAGGCCACCCAGCCCUGCGGGCCCAUCACGAGGCCUGGAGACAGUGGCCCUGAGGGUGUGCAUCCCCUGGUGGGUCCGGAGGGCGCCCCUGACCCUGGUCCCACACCCUGGCUAGGGAGAAACCAGACGCAGUAAAUGGCCCCGCGGUCUGGACUCAGGUGGACCCAGGUGGACUCAGUCUGCCUCCCAACCCACCCGUGGCUCCGCGGAGGGUUUGGGGCUGCGGGCGAGACCUUCACAUGGAGGUGAGACGGACAGACUG